AUGGCCGCCGCCCGCCGCGUCCUGCUGCUCCUCCUCGCCGCCGCCGCCGCGGCCCUCCUCGCGGCGCCCCCUGCGGCCGCCGCGCGCCCCUGCGGCCGCGCGCAGACGCUGCUCAUCUCCUUCUCCUCCUUCUCCCGCCCCAACCCGGACCCGGCCGACCCCUCGCCGCUCACCACCACCGUCGUCACCGUCCUCCGCGUCCGCCGCCUCGGCCCGCACCGCUUCCACGCCCACGACCAGAACCACCUCCAGAUCCGCCGCCCCGCCGAGCCCCUCCCCGCCGCCGUCGCCACCCCCGACGCCGCCUCCUCCUUCCAGGAGCGCGCCAAGGACAUCCUCGUCGUCGUCUCGGGCCUGCUCUUCGGCUUCGGCUGCGGCGCCCUCACCGCCGCCUCCAUGUACCUCCUCUGGUCCCUCGUCGCCUCCGCCGGCGCCGCCAGCCCCUACGAGGAGCUCUACAGCGACGACGACGUGUCGGACGACGACGACGCCUCCGACAGCCCCAAGAAGGCCGGCUACGUCAUCAUCCACGGCGCCGAGGACGUCGUCGCCGCCGCCGGUAAGAACUAA
Messenger RNA from Triticum turgidum subsp. durum (durum wheat), 570 nucleotides. NCBI's taxonomy places the organism in Eukaryota, Viridiplantae, Streptophyta, Magnoliopsida, Poales, Poaceae. The record is from the annotation of a GenBank genome assembly.